Mycosarcoma maydis (corn smut) is the source of this 1446-nucleotide messenger RNA. RefSeq names its product putative gamma-glutamyl phosphate reductase. Bases 1 to 1446 code for a protein of 481 amino acids. Lineage: Eukaryota; Fungi; Basidiomycota; Ustilaginomycetes; Ustilaginales. The transcript has a single exon. The record is from RefSeq and is a predicted model, not a curated record. Gene Ontology annotation, molecular function: glutamate-5-semialdehyde dehydrogenase (NADP+) activity.
AUGAGCGCUACCACCGCGUCGAUCAGUGCCGAGCAGGUGGCUCGUCAAGCACGCGCUGCGUUUGAAUCGUCGUCGCAACUGCUGUCCACGUCUUCGUCGGCGGAUGCUACGCGCUCGUCGGCGCUGCAAUCGAUCCGAGCCGCACUCGAGGCGCACAAGAAGCGCAUUCAGGAGGCGAACCAACUGGAUAUGCAAGCAGCCAACGCGUUGGUAGAAGAGGGUAAACUUUCGUCGUCGCUGGCGGCACGUCUGGAUCUGUUUAGCAAACCAGGCAAAUGGGAAUCGCUUCUAGACGGUGUAUCAGAGGUAGCGGCUCUGGCAUCGCCGCUCGACCAGGUUCAGUGGGCCAAGAGGCUGGCGCACGAAACGUCGACGCAGGCGGCCAUCGAUCUAUAUCGCAUCACUUGUCCAAUCGGUGUAUUGCUGUGUAUCUUUGAGGCACGCCCCGAGGUCGUGGUCAACAUCGCAUCACUCGCCAUCAAGUCCGGCAAUGCGGCGAUUCUCAAAGGCGGAAAAGAGUCGAAGCACACCGCGGCGAUUCUGUCGUCGAUCAUCUCGUCGGCGCUCGCGCAAGCCGGGCUGCCGAAGCAUCUGAUUCAGACCGUGGAGACACGCUCGGAUAUUCAGAGCCUGCUGCAUUUGGACGAGUAUAUCGAUCUCGUCAUUCCGAGGGGCAGCAACGAGCUGGUCAGGGCAAUUCAGAGGGAUGCGAGGAUGCCGGUGAUGGGGCAUGCGGAUGGGCUGUGUAUUGGAUACGUGCACGAGGAUGCUGAGUUGGACAUGGUGGUAGGUACCGUGGUGGAUAGCAAGACCGAUUACCCAGCAGCGUGUAAUGCGUUGGAGACGCUGUUGGUGCACGAAAGCCUGUUGCACAGAAAAGAUUUCUGGCCUCCACUGGCACAAGCGCUCGUGUCGGCAGGUAUACAGCUUCGACUUGACCAAGUUUCGCUACAGUGUCUGGACCAACUCGAUGCGUCACUGCGCACGUCGUAUGCUUCGCAAAUCAUCGCUGCUCAACCGGCGGAUUUCACCACCGAGUUUCUCGACCUGAUCCUCGCUGUCAAGGCGACCGAUUCACUCGACUCGGCCAUCUCGCACAUCACCACCCACUCGUCCGGUCAUACCGACCUCAUUCUCACCUCGUCCUCAUCGCCCAACCGCGCCGCACACAAGUUUGUCAAAUCCAUCAAUUCCGCAAACGUCUUCGUCAACAUCUCGUCCCGUUUCGCUGACGGCUUCCGCUUCGGUCUCGGCACAGAAGUCGGCAUCAGUACCGGCAAAACCCACGCUAGAGGCCCCGUCGGCCUCGACGGCCUCGUCAUCUACAAGUACGUCGCAAGAUCCAAUCCCAGCACCACCAAGAACGCCGCGCAGACAGCCGCCCAAUUCAACGCCGGUAGAAAGUGGGCUCACUCCCCGAUCGAACCCAACUAUCCCACGUUGUAA